Messenger RNA from Hyphopichia burtonii NRRL Y-1933, 2173 nucleotides. RefSeq names its product MFS general substrate transporter. The transcript has a single exon. The record is from RefSeq and is a predicted model, not a curated record. NCBI's taxonomy places the organism in Eukaryota, Fungi, Ascomycota, Pichiomycetes, Serinales, Debaryomycetaceae. Bases 60 to 1994 code for a protein of 644 amino acids. Gene Ontology annotation, biological process: transmembrane transport. Gene Ontology annotation, molecular function: transmembrane transporter activity.
CUUGUUCUUUCAUAGAUAUUCUUUUCUUUCGUCUACUGUUGAAUAGUUGAUUAUCCAUUAUGUCUGAAAACCCUUAUCAUAACCAAGCGGUUCAAUCUCAAAAUGAACCUCAAGGUCAAAGUCAAACCCCAAAUCAACUCCAAACUCCAAAUAAUGAACCUCAUAUUCAAUUAGAUACUUCAAAUGAACCAAGUCCUGCUUUAAGCAAGAAAAAGUCUUCUGAUAAAAACGUUAAUGUAACUGAAAAAUCAAUUAAAAGUAGUGAACUUCAUGAUAAAUUGGGUGAUGCCCAUAUGAAUAUCCUACCUAAAAAGAAAUUAAUCAUUUGCUUAUCUGCAUUAGCCUUAAGUAUGGUUAUCUCUUUUGCUGAUCAACAAGGUAUUACUGUUGCAAUGUCUGAAAUUGGUAAAGAUUUAAAUGCUGAAACAACAAUUAAUUGGGCUGGUACCGCUUCGUUGUUAGCUAAUACUGUUUGUCAAGUUCUUUUCGGUAGAAUGUCUGAUAUUUUUGGUCGUAAACAAGUUCUUUUAUCUUGUUUAGCUAUUUUAGUCAUUUCUGAUGUUGCUUGUGGUGUUGCUCGUACUGGUAUUCAAUUCUUCAUCUUUAGAGCUGGUGCUGGUAUAGGUAAUGGUGGUAUUUCUUCUUUAGGUAUGGUUAUUUUAUCCGAUAUUGUUUCUUUAAAAGAAAGAGGUAAAUAUCAAGGUAUUUUGGGUGCUUCUGUAGGUGUUGGUAAUACAGUUGGUCCUCUUAUUUUUGCUGCAUUCAUUAAGAGAGGUAGUUGGAGAUACUUCUAUUACUGGUUGGCUCCUUUUGGUUGUCUUGUUGGUUUUAUCAUGUACAUGUUAAUUGAAGAUCGUCAAAAAGAACUUAGAAGUAUUUUAUCUCGUAAAGAAAAAUUUAAGAAAAUUGACUAUUUUGGUACCUUAUUAUCAACUUCCUCCAUUACUUUAUUGAUGGUUGCCGUUAGUGGUGGUGGUUCAAGUUACCCAUGGGGAAGUGCUCUUAUUAUAACUUUAUUCGUUGUUGGUGGUUUCUUAUUCAUUUGCUUCCUUUUAUGUGAAUGGAAAAUUCCUCAAUUACCAAUGGUUCCUUUAAGAUUAUUCAAAAGUCCUUCCUUAUGUUGCCUUUUAUUUUCAAACUUCUUCUUUGGUAUGUCUUACUUCUCCUUCAUGUACUAUUUGCCAUAUUACUUCCAAAUUAUUAAACUGAAAGAUGAACUUCAUACUGCAAUCUUUGUUAUUCCUUUGGUUAUGGCACAAGCUGUUAUGUCAAUUGUAUCUGGUCAAAUCAUUACCAGAACAGGUCAUUAUAUUUAUGUUGUUUAUGUCGGUUAUGGCCUUUGGUUAUUAGCUUGUGGAUUGAUGCUUAUUUGGAACAGAGGAACCAAUGAUGGUGUAAAUGUUGUGAUCUUAUUGAUUAUGGGUACUGGUGUUGGUUUUACUUUCCAACCAACUAUGGUUGCAUGUCAAGCUCAAUCCAAGAAAGCAGAUAGAGCUGUGGUUAUUUCCACUAGAAAUGUUUUGAGAUCAUUUGGUGGUGCUGUUGGUAUUGCAGUUGCUUCAACCACUGUUAGUAACACCUUAUUGAACAAAGUUAAAGAAAUGGAAAGUCAUAACCCGACUGAUAUCCCAACUCAUUACUUAAAUUAUUUGAAAAACCACAUUUAUGAUAAAAUUCAAAUCGAUGGUUUGAAUGAUAAGCAAAUCACUGCGGUCAGAGGAAUGUACCUUGCAUCGUUGAGAAACUAUUACUAUUUGUUAAUUCCAUUCAUGGCUAUUUGUUUGAUUUCUUCAUUCUUUGUUAGAGACAGAGGUUUGCAAUGUAUUGAUGAACUGCCAGAACCAAAGAAACAAGAUCUUGAAUCAUGUGCUACUUCCAUCACUAUGACCAAUAAGAAUAGCGGUGAACACGAAUUGUCAAAGGAUGAUCAGUUUGAAAGGAGAAGCUUCGAUGACAAGACUGUUGGAGAAAAAUCGAGAAAAGAAAGUGUAUAAUCAAAUAUUCCAAGAUUUUUUAAUGACUCAAUUUUAUCAUAUCAAUCAAUGCUUAAUAAUUCAUAUUUCUAAUUCAUUCAUUUUUUGCAUCCGUUCGUUUAUAUAUUUUUUUAUUAAUUUAUUUCUAAAUCUUUUUCCCACAAGGCUGGGUUCAUAGAGUUUCAACUUAUUUAUGUUAA